This is a messenger RNA of Limulus polyphemus (Atlantic horseshoe crab), 3359 nucleotides long. Its product is annotated as RNA cytidine acetyltransferase-like. The record is from RefSeq and is a predicted model, not a curated record. Gene Ontology annotation, biological process: rRNA acetylation involved in maturation of SSU-rRNA. Bases 202 to 3264 code for a protein of 1020 amino acids. The transcript is spliced from 20 exons. Gene Ontology annotation, cellular component: nucleolus; 90S preribosome. Gene Ontology annotation, molecular function: 18S rRNA cytidine N-acetyltransferase activity; ATP binding; tRNA binding. NCBI's taxonomy places the organism in Eukaryota, Metazoa, Arthropoda, Merostomata, Xiphosura, Limulidae.
UUUGAAACGCAAGAAGGAAUUGCAUGUGGUUUGUUUUAGUAAAAGUAUUUGUUAAAUUUGAUAUGUCAGUGUGUAUAGUUUUUAUUUAAUGAAUUGUGCUAAGUGAGAACCGAAUUUUAUAAAAUUCAGUAUAUUUAACAAAUCUAUUUGAAUCAUUUUGUUUCACGCAACUUGGAGUGUUUAUUUUGUAAAAUAGUGAACAUGGUUCGAAAGAAGAUAGAUAACCGAAUUCGAGUGCUUAUAGAAAAUGGUGUGGUGCUUGGUCAUCGAUCGAUGUUUGUAAUCGUUGGCGAUAAAGGUAGAGAUCAGGUUGUUAUUAUUCAUCACAUGUUGUCUAAGGCAACAGUUCGAACAAGGCCAUCUGUUUUAUGGUGUUACAAAAAAGAACUUGGUUUCAGCACACACAGAAAGAAACGAAUGAAAAAACUUCAGAAGAAAAUAAAAAGUGGAAAGAUAGAUGUGAAAGAAGAUGAUCCAUUUGAACUUUUUAUAGCAGCCACUAAUAUUAGAUGGAGUUAUUAUGGUGAAACUCACAAGAUUUUGGGCAACACCUAUGGAAUGCUGGUACUUCAGGACUUUGAAGCAAUAACUCCAAACUUACUGGCUAGAACUAUAGAAACAGUAGAAGGUGGUGGUGUUGUUGUGGUUCUUCUUCAGAGUGUCACCUCAUUAAAACAACUCUUUACUAUGUCCAUGGAUGUCCAUGCUCGUUUCAGGACUGAAGCUCACCAGAAUGUUGUUGGACGAUUCAAUGAGCGAUUCAUGUUGUCCUUAGCAUCAAAUAAAAGAUGUCUUGUUGUGGAUGACCAAUUAAACAUUCUACCAUUGUCAUCACAUGUGCUGAGCAUAACCCCUGUUCCUCCCAGAACAAAGGAAGAAACACUGUCUCCUGAAGAUCAGGAACUUCAGAAUCUAAAAGAAUCACUUCAAGACACUCAGCCUGUUGGUGUGCUAGUCAACUGUUGCCGUACUCUUGACCAAGCAAAAGCUGUGUUGAAAUUUGUUGAUAUUAUAUCAGAAAAAACUUUGCACAGCACUGUGGCAAUGACAGCUGCAAGAGGAAGAGGAAAAUCAGCUGCCCUUGGUCUAGCAAUUGCAGCUUCAGUUGCUUUUAGCUAUUCCAACAUUUUUGUCACCUCACCAAGCCCUGAGAAUCUGAAGACUCUCUUUGAGUUUAUUUUAAAAGGCUUUGAUGUUUUGGAGUAUCAGGAACAUAUAGACUAUGAGCUGAUUCAGUCCACAAAUCCAGAUUUUAACAAGGCUGUAGUGAGAGUGAACAUCUUCCGAGAACACCGCCAGACCAUUCAAUACAUUCACCCAUCAGAUGCCAACAAACUGGGGCAGGCUGAGUUGGUUAUUAUUGACGAAGCAGCUGCCAUUCCUUUACCUCUUGUGAAAAAGCUUCUUGGCCCUUACCUUGUCUUCAUGGCAUCCACAAUAAAUGGCUAUGAAGGAACAGGAAGAUCCUUAUCUCUGAAACUAAUGCAGCAACUACGUAGUCAGUCUGUUAUCCAGAGUGGUAAAGGAACUAGCACAACUAAUGCCACAAACACUACUAGUGUUUCUACUGGUCGUAUACUCCAUGAAAUAACACUGAACGAGUCAAUCAGAUACAAAAAUGGGGAUGGUGUAGAACAAUGGCUAAAUGAAUUGCUUUGUUUAGAUGCAACAGUUGUCAAGUAUUUGAACUCUGGCUGUCCUGUUCCUCAGUCUUGUCAGUUAUAUUAUAUCAAUCGAGACACAUUGUUUAGUUACCAUAAAGCAUCAGAAGCUUUCCUUCAGCGAAUCAUGGCGCUUUAUGUUGCUUCUCAUUACAAAAAUUCACCAAAUGACCUUCAGAUGUUGUCAGAUGCCCCAGCACAUCAUCUAUUCUGCCUUCUACCACCGGUAGAUCCAAACACACGAUCAUUACCAGACGUUUUGUGUGUUCUGCAGGUGUGUUUGGAAGGAGAGAUUUCUAAAUCAACAAUCAUAAACAGUUUAUCUAGAGGUAUGCGAGCCUCAGGAGACCUUAUACCAUGGACUGUGUCACAACAGUUUCAAGACAGUGAAUUUCCAAGUUUAUCAGGUGUCCGAAUCGUCAGGAUAGCCACACAUCCAGACUACCAACAGAUGGGUUACGGAAGUCGUGCCCUUCAGCUCUUGCAGGAUUAUUAUGAAGGUCAUAACGUGAUUCUCAGCAGUGAGAAUGCUGCUUUGAAAAAUGACAGUGAAAUAAAUCAAAUUACUACUAUAAAUGAGGAAUCUGUAUCUUUACUUGAGGAAAAUGUUUUACCAAAGAAGUCACUCCCACCACUUUUAUUGAAACUUGGUGAACGUCCUCCUGAAAGAUUGGAUUAUAUUGGUGUCUCUUUUGGUUUGACUGCUGAACUAUUGAGAUUCUGGAGAAAAAACAAGUUUGUUCCUGUCUAUUUACGACAAACUGCGAAUGACUUGACUGGUGAACAUUCAUGCAUUAUGUUGAAGAUGUUGGGAGAUGAGUCAGAAAAUACUCUUGAUAACUCCAACUGGUUACAUUCUUAUUGGUUUGACUUCCGACGACGUUUCUUGUCAUUGCUCGGGUACCAGUUCAGCAAAUUUUUCUCUUCCUUUGCACUCAGCAUUUUACAGAAUAAAUUCCAGAAUAAACAAAGCCAAACAGUGUUGACCAGACAAGAAUUGGAGACAUUCAUGAAUGUUUAUGAUCUGAAGCGUCUGGAGCUCUAUUCACAGAAUCUAGUGGAUUAUCACUUGAUCAUGGAUUUGUUGCCAAUUGUUUCUAAGCUGUAUUUCUUAGAGAAACUAGGGGACGUUCACCUCUCACCAGCACAGUCGGCAAUUCUGCUAGCUUUAGGUUUGCAGUAUAAGAGUGUUGAUACCAUAGCCCAAGAACUUGAUCUUCCAACAACACAGAUUUUAGGUUUAUUUAACCGAGCUGUAAGAAGAAUAAGCCAGUUCUUGAGCAGCAUAAUGGAAAAGUCAGUGGAAGAGACUUUAUUGUCUUCCAAAGAUAUUGUUUUAAAUCCUGUUACUCAAUCCAUCGAUCAAGAACUGGAAGAAGCAGCAAAAGAAAUUUGUGCAAAACAAGAACAAGAAAAAAGAAAGUUGAAGCAUGUGAAUUUUUCACAAUACUCAAUCAAAGGUUCUGAACAUGAAUGGCAGAAAGCACUGCAGAGUUCUUCAAAAACAUUAGUUUCUAUCAAAAGUAUAAUCAAGAAGCCAGAAGAAGAGUCAAAGGAGCCACCAAUGAAAAAAUUGAAGAAGAAUAAGAAAUUUAAAGAAUAAGGCUUACAUCCUGUUAUUUCUGGGCCUCUUUCAAGUGGUUUAUACUUGUAUGUGUAAAUACUAAAUGAAAAUUAAAAUAUCUACCUUGUUGUUUA